GUCACUUGUCAAAAUAUUUAUCGUGGCGUCUAUUUUCCUUUUUCCGAAAUUCGUGAAAAUUCUGGUGAAAAGAGUAUGUCGCAACGUUUUCCACCCUCCUCAGGAGCUCCUGUUCCUCCUGGGGGACAGCCACGUUAUCAGCAACCCCCACCCGGGGCUAUGAGACCCUAUGCUGGUCCCAAUUUUCCGCGUGGCUUUACAGCGCCACCGCAGAUGGGCAGUGGCCCUCCACCCGGUGGACCUAUGCACCCCCGUACACCGCAACCGCCCUUUCAGGGCCCCAUGCGUAGUUCAAUGCCGAACGCACCGAGUGGGAAACGCCCUCAGGACAGUCGUGGGGGCCCAAUGGGGAAUCCGCAGCAGAAGAGUGAGUAUGGACCGUCGAAGAAGAAGAAGAAGCUUGCGGAUAAGAUUCUGCCACAGAAGGUGCGAGAUUUGGUGCCUGAAUCCCAAGCAUACAUGGACUUAUUGGCAUUUGAGCGUAAACUCGAUGCCACAAUCAUGCGGAAACGCCUCGAUAUUCAGGAAGCACUUAAGCGCCCUAUGAAGCAGAAGCGCAAGCUCCGGAUCUUCAUUUCAAACACCUUCUACCCACCGAAGGAGCCCACAAAUGACGGUCCUGAACCAUCGGCCGAGGGUACGGUGGCAUCGUGGGAACUCCGCGUGGAGGGGCGUCUGCUGGAAGACACCAAAAGCGAUCCCAAUAAGAUUAAGCGCAAGUUCUCGUCAUUCUUCAAAUCGCUCGUCAUUGAGCUGGACAAGGAGCUGUAUGGGCCAGAUAAUCAUCUUGUUGAGUGGCAUCGCACCCACACAACACAGGAAACUGAUGGCUUUCAAGUGAAACGUCCAGGAGAUCGCAAUGUACGUUGCACCAUUCUCCUCCUGCUCGACUAUCAGCCGUUGCAGUUUAAGCUCGAUCCGCGUCUUGCACGUCUUCUGGGUGUUCACACACAGACACGUCCUGUAAUUAUUUCUGCCCUCUGGCAGUACAUCAAGACGCACAAACUCCAGGAUGCCCAUGAGCGGGAAUUUGUGAAUUGUGACAAAUACCUGGAGCAGAUCUUUACGUGCUCCCGCAUGAAGUUUGCCGAGAUACCGCAGCGUCUCAAUCCGCUUCUUCAUCCUCCAGAUCCCAUUGUCAUCAAUCACGUUAUCUCCGUGGAAGGUGGGGGUGAGAGCAAGCAAACAGCUUGCUAUGACAUCGAUGUGGAGGUUGAUGAUACACUGAAGAAUCAGAUGAAUAACUUCCUGCUGAGUACAGCAAGUCAGCAGGAAAUUCAGGGACUUGAUUCGAAAAUUCACGAAACCGUGGAGACGAUUAAUCAACUCAAGACAAAUCGCGAGUUUUUCCUCAGCUUCGCCAAGGACCCACAGACAUUCAUCCACAAAUGGAUUAUUAGCCAGACGAGGGACUUGAAAACGAUGACUGAUGUCGUUGGGAAUCCCGAAGAAGAACGUCGUGCGGAAUUCUUCUACCAACCAUGGACUCAAGAGGCUGUUUCGCGUUACUUCUACACGAAAGUUAACCAGAAACGGGCUGAACUUGAGCAAGCUCUUGGGAUACGCAACUCUUAAAAUAAAAAUGAUUGCGAUAAUUACAUAAAAUGAUUUUCAUUCUGCUCACCCUCCCUGUGUGCAGCUUGCCCGGAGGAGAGAUGACGAGGAAACAAUGCGUGGCUUUUAUCGCGAGAUGGGAGGUCUACACGCGCGAUUAAAAGCUAACAAUUUAGUAGUUUUGGUGUGUGGAGCCGUAUAAAUUUUAAUCUCAACCACAAUAUAGCAUAAUAGUUUUAAGGAUCAUCCUCUUCUUUCCCGCAGCAUUUAUAAAAUAAAUCCACAUUAUAUACUUUAAUAACAAAAAAUAAAAUAAAUCUUACUUAGAGACACUUUGAAGGGAA
Lutzomyia longipalpis is the source of this 1898-nucleotide messenger RNA. RefSeq names its product brahma-associated protein of 60 kDa (gene Bap60). Gene Ontology annotation, biological process: regulation of transcription by RNA polymerase II. Gene Ontology annotation, cellular component: SWI/SNF complex; nucleus. Bases 76 to 1575 code for a protein of 499 amino acids. The record is from RefSeq and is a predicted model, not a curated record. The transcript is spliced from 3 exons. NCBI's taxonomy places the organism in Eukaryota, Metazoa, Arthropoda, Insecta, Diptera, Psychodidae.